Messenger RNA from Lactuca virosa, 897 nucleotides. The record is from the annotation of a GenBank genome assembly. NCBI's taxonomy places the organism in Eukaryota, Viridiplantae, Streptophyta, Magnoliopsida, Asterales, Asteraceae.
AUGCCAAUGGUGACACUUCACAUGGGCAAUUACCGAACCAUCCCAUAUACAAAAUUAAAAAGGGUCACUCUCUUCUUCUGUUCUUCAUCUGCUCAAGUGUCCAACAAACUCCCCAGUUUCAUAGAGAUGAUCGGAGAAAGGAAGGUGGUCUGUGUUACAGGUGCAUCGGGAUUCAUAGCUUCAUGGCUCGUCAAGCUCUUGCUUCAACGUGGCUACACUGUUCAUGCUACUGUCCGAUCCCUCGGUGAUCCAAAAAAGACACAACACCUACUUGCUUUUGAUGGAGCUCAGGAAAGGCUUUCUCUGUUUGAAGCUAACUUGGCUGAAGAAGGAUCUUUUGAGUCUGCUGUUAAUGGUUGCCAAUGUGCACAAUUGCUAGAGCCUGCAGUGAAAGGGGCACUUAAUGUUCUUAAAUCAGUUGCAAAAGUUCCAUCUCUCAAAAGAGUGGUCUUGACAUCUUCCAUAGCUGCAGUUAUAUUUGGUGUAAAACCUCCUGAGUUUGGUGCUGUGGUGGAUGAAACCUGGUUUUCAGAUCCGGAAACAUGUGAAAAACAAGAGUUAUGGUAUGUCCUUUCGAAGACCCUGGCUGAGAAUGCUGCAGCAGAAUUUUGUAAAAAGAAUGGUCUCGAGUUGGUGGUUAUAAAUCCGGGGUUUGUAAUCGGCCCUAUUUUACAACCAACUCUCAACUUCACUUCUGAGGGUUUUAUUAGUUUAAUUGAAACAGGAAAGGAAGUAUUUCCAGAUGGAAUUUAUAGACUUGUUGAUGUGAGAGAUGUUGCUAAUGCUCAUAUUUUAGCAUUUGAGAACCCCGAAGCAAAUGGAAGAUACAUUAUGGUUGCAGAUGUAACUCACUCUACAGAUCAUGAAGAUCGUAAACCAAAACUAUCCUGCUCUUGA